GACCGGAGAACGGAGACCGGAGAGCGGAUCGGAGACCGGAUCCCAGGGCCCGGGCGGCGCCUCUCCGCCGUGGCCCGGCUCCGGCCCCCGCCCGCCGGGGCGAUGCUCCCCGAGGCCGCGGGAUGAGCCAGUGACCCCGCGGCCCGGGCAUGGCGGACCCGGUGGCGAGCAUCGCGGGCUCGGCGGCCAAGAGCGUGCGGCCGUUCCGCUCGAGCGAGGCCUACGUGGAGGCCAUGAAGGAGGACCUGGCCGAGUGGCUCAACGCGCUGUACGGCCUGGGCCUGCCCGGCGGGGGCGACGGCUUCCUGGCGGGGCUGGCCACGGGCACCGCGCUGUGCCAGCACGCCAACGCCGUGGCCGCGGCCGCCCGCGCCCGGGCCGCCGCCCGGCCCGCCCGCGGCGUGGCCUUCCAGGCCCAGGGCGUGGCGCCCGGCUCCUUCGUGGCCCGGGACAACGUGGCCACCUUCAUCGGCUGGUGCCGCGCGGAGCUGGCGGUGCCCGAGGUGCUCAUGUUCGAGACGGAGGACCUGGUGCUGCGCAAGAACGAGAAGAGCGUGGUGCUGUGCCUGCUGGAGGUGGCGCGGCGCGGCGCCCGCCUCGGCCUGCUCGCCCCCCGCCUCGUGCAGUUUGAGCAGGAGAUCGAGCAGGAGCUGCGGGCCGCGCCCGCCGCGCCCCACGCCCCCCAGGCCGCGGGGGAGGGCGCCCCCGAAACCGCCGCCGCCGCCUCCGCCGCCGCCUCCGCGCCAGGGGCUCCCGCCCGGGGGCCCCGCAUGACGCCCACGGACCUGCGCAACCUGGACGAGCUGGUGAGGGAGAUCCUGGGCCACUGCACCUGCCCGGACCAGUUCCCCAUGAUCAAGGUCUCGGAGGGCAAGUACCGCGUGGGAGACUCCAGCCUGCUCAUCUUCGUGCGGGUGCUGAGGAGCCACGUGAUGGUGCGCGUGGGCGGCGGCUGGGACACGCUGGAGCACUACCUGGACAAGCACGACCCCUGCCGCUGCUCCUCCGCAGCGCACCGCCCGGCCCCGCCGAGGACCCAGACCUUCUCCCCCACCCCCAGCCCCCGGCCCGGCAGCCCGGCCCCCGGGGGUGAGCGGCGCGGCUCCCGGCCCGAGGUGACCCCCCUGAGCUCACAGAGCUCCAAGGAGGGGCCCGAGGCCGCCCUCAGGGCCCGGGAUCAGCUGCCCCCCCACCCCCGCUCCAGACGCUACUCCGGGGACAGCGACUCCUCGGCCUCCUCGGCCCAGAGCGGCCCCCUCGGCGCCCGGAGCGAGGACUCGGGCCCCGGCGCCCGGAGGGACAGGGAGCGGCCCGGCCGGCGGCUGACCACGGGCCCCCCGGCCUCCCCGAGGCGGCCCCCCGCCCCUCGCAGCCAGUCCCGGGACCAGCUAGAGCGGGGGCGGCCCCAGGAGGCCCCGCGAGGCCGGAGGGCCGCGCUGUCCACCCCCAGCCCCGCCCGGCGGGCCCGGAGCCAGGGCCGCGAGGAGCCGGCGGUGCUGCUGGUGCGCAGGGACCGCACCGGGCAGCACUCGUGGGCGCCGCGGGGCCGGGCCGGCGGGGGCUCCGGCAGGAGCAGCCCCCGCACGCCCCGCGCCCUCAGCCCCGCAGCCCCCCGGCCGCCCCGGCCCGCCAGCCCCGGCCCCGAGCUGGGCGCCCCGCCGGCCAGCGCCUUCCGCACGCCCCUGCAGCUGGACCCGCAGCACGAGCAGCAGCUGAUCCGGCGCCUGGAGGAGGAGUUCCUGGCCAACGCCCGCGCCCUCGGGGGCUCUGCCGGGGGAGCCCCCGCUGGACCAGCCCCCGACCCGGCGCCCCCCGACCCGGCGCGGGCCCCGGACGCCCCAGGCCCCGACUCAGCCUACUGCUCCUCCAGCUCCUCCUCGUCCUCCCUCAGCGUCCUGGGCGGCAAGUGUGGCCCACCGGGGGACUGCGGCCGGGUGGCCAACGGGCUGCCCGGGGGCCGGGGCCCGGCCCUGUCCAGCUCUUCGGAUGAAGGCAGCCCCUGCCCCGGUGCGGGGGGGCAGCCAGAGGCACCUGCGAGUCGCCUGGCUGGCCCUGAGCCGCCAAGGACCUGGGCGCGGGGCCGGAUGGACACGCAGCCGGACGGGAAACCCUCACGGAUCCCCACGCCUCGGGGCCCCCGCCGCCCGUCGGAGCCCACGGCGCCCGGGGCCUGGCGUGCCCUGCACUCCGUCAGCCCCCGGCUGGAGCCGGACUCCUGGAUGUAACGGACCAGCCCGGCCGGCGGCCUCCAGGCCCCCCGUCCUCCUCUCCCUUUUCCUUCGUGGCCUUAACCCCUCUGCAUCAGGGAACUCCCCACCCCCCGCCCCUCUCGGGUACCAGACCUCACGGGACCAGACCCCUUCCUUCCAUGGCACAACGGGACCUCUGUUGUACAUUCCGAUCGGGGGAUGAGCAUCGCUAUUUAAUUACUAAUAUUAUUGAAUGCCUUAGAGGAGCCCGGCGAGGGCCCUCCGGAGGUCCCGCGGCCCUGCAGAGCCUGACAGUAAAGUUCUGUUCC
Pipistrellus kuhlii (Kuhl's pipistrelle) is the source of this 2518-nucleotide messenger RNA. It is a transcript of the gene GAS2L1, whose product is annotated as growth arrest specific 2 like 1. The record is from RefSeq and is a predicted model, not a curated record. The coding region runs from base 150 to 2225 and encodes 691 amino acids. Gene Ontology annotation, molecular function: cytoskeletal adaptor activity; microtubule binding; actin filament binding. The transcript is spliced from 6 exons. NCBI's taxonomy places the organism in Eukaryota, Metazoa, Chordata, Mammalia, Chiroptera, Vespertilionidae. Gene Ontology annotation, cellular component: microtubule plus-end; actin filament; stress fiber. Gene Ontology annotation, biological process: microtubule bundle formation; protein localization to microtubule plus-end; actin crosslink formation.